GCCGAUUACUCGCGGCGCCGCGGGGUUUGUCUCCGAGAGGCCGCGGAGCCCGGCGACGGUGAUUAUAAAUGUUGGCAACCCGUCACCCAUCGAUCAAGCUGGACAGCAGCAAUGAAUCAGCCACUCUGAUGACCGCAUAACCCAACACGAAAGCAAAGGCCCUGCCGUCAUCAUGUCGUCCCCCAUCAAAGUCUUCGUCUUCGGCGGCACAGGGAAUACCGCCCAGCAGAUCAUCGAUGGCAUGAUCAAGUCGCCCACAAACUUUGACAUCACGGCCAUCAGCCGCCCCAGCAGCGUGGACAAGCCCGAGAACGUCGAGUACAGCAAGAGGGGCGUCAAGGUCGUCGGCCUCGACGCCGAAGGCCAGCGCGGGGAGGCGGUCGAGCUCCUCCGGGACGCCGACGUCGUCAUCGCGCCGGCCAACUUCUUCGAGCUGGACAAGGCCAAGGCGCUCGUCGACGUGUGCAAGGAGGCCGGGGUCAGGCGGUUCGUGCCCAACAACUUCGCGCCCGUGAUGCCGGCCUACGGGGUGAUGGGGAUGCGGGAGAAGAAGGAGGAGAUCGUGAACCACAUCCGGCUGCGGCGCCUGCCCUACACCGUCGUCGACGUGGCCUGGUGGUACCAGAACCUGCCGUACCGCGUGCCCUCGGGCCGCACCGACUACAUCGUCGUGCCGCCCAUGGACGACGCGCGGCUCUGGGGCGACGGCAGCACGCCCAUCGCCUUUUCCGACAUCCACUCCAUCGGGCCCCACGCGGCCAGGAUCCUGGCGGACCCGCGGACGCUGAACAAGCACGUGCACGUGUACGACCAGGUUCUCAGCUCGCACCAGGUCGUCGACGCGCUCGAGGAGCUCAGCGGCGAGAAGGUGGAGCGGACCUUUUUCACAAAGGAGCAGAUGGAGGAGACCAUGGCUCAGGCCAAGGACGCGCUGGCCAAGGACCCGGACAGCGAGGAGGCCAUCACGACGCUCACGUGCGUCGAGUACUGGUACUCGAUGGGCGUCCGCGGCGACAGCGUGCCCGAUGUGGCCGACUACCUGGGCUAUCUCGAUAGCCGUAAACUCUACCCGGACAUCGAGCCGAUAACGGUCAAGGACUUCUACAAGGACGUCCUAGGAGGCAAGGCCCUCGUGCCUUAUGCAGACGAGAAGCCGUAGUUGGAGUGUAAUACCAUGACAAGAUCCGAAUCGGCUUCUUCUUGUCGACGCGAUGUAUCUGCACCACAUUUGAC
Gaeumannomyces tritici R3-111a-1 is the source of this 1233-nucleotide messenger RNA. RefSeq names its product isoflavone reductase. The record is from RefSeq and is a predicted model, not a curated record. NCBI's taxonomy places the organism in Eukaryota, Fungi, Ascomycota, Sordariomycetes, Magnaporthales, Magnaporthaceae. The transcript is spliced from 3 exons. Bases 173 to 1159 code for a protein of 328 amino acids.